Branchiostoma belcheri (Belcher's lancelet) is the source of this 2290-nucleotide messenger RNA. Its product is annotated as laccase-1-like. The record is from RefSeq and is a predicted model, not a curated record. The transcript has 15 exons. Gene Ontology annotation, molecular function: oxidoreductase activity; copper ion binding. Gene Ontology annotation, biological process: iron ion transport. The coding region runs from base 152 to 2290 and encodes 712 amino acids. Gene Ontology annotation, cellular component: plasma membrane. NCBI's taxonomy places the organism in Eukaryota, Metazoa, Chordata, Leptocardii, Amphioxiformes, Branchiostomatidae.
GUCGAUUCUGAUCAACACUGUUUACUAGUCUCUCAUUAAGACCAUAAAGUCUCUCAUUAAGACCAUAAAUUAAGACCAUAAAGACCACUUGUUGAACUUGUAACGGUUGGGUGGUUUUUCAUGACUCGCCAGAAUUCUGCAAACCUACAGGAUGUCGAUGUUUCUGAAGUGCGUUACAGUUUUCUGUCUGAUGUUGUACCUGGGAGAGGCGGUCCCUUUCGUCAAUUACGUCCAACCUCCCCCCAACAAUAAGACGGUGUACGAGUUCUACUGGGACGUUGGGCACUGGGAGACCAUGUUCUAUUACGACGAGAAGAACAAGGCGGGAACCCCGGUCAGGCUGACGGGGUUGGGCCAGUUCGAGAGAAGGGACACCGACCGCGACGAUCCGGAAAACUGCAACAACACUAUCCCUAUGACUCCAGAAGAGGUAAUGAACGGCAGCGUGGUGGUAGCAGACGGGUCUCAUACACGAGUUGCGCUGGUCAACAAGGCUUUGCCAGGGCCAUCCAUAGUCGUCUGGAAAAAUAAGCAGGUGGCGGUCCACGUGACCAACAGCCUGAUACAGGAGGGCAUCACCAUCCACUGGCACGGUAUGACCCAACAAAACACCCACUGGAUGGACGGGGUGGGCAGCGUGUCGCACUGCCCUAUCAACCCGGGAGAGAGCUUCACUUACAGGUUUUACGCCUCUGAAGGCGGGACCCACUGGUGGCACGCCCACUCCGGAACUUUCCGGACUGAUGGACUGUACGGAGCGCUCAUCGUACUGGAGGAGGAGGAGCCAGACCUGCCGGUGUUUUCCAAUGACUUCCUUGUCUUGGUUCAAGACUGGGAGAGGGAGGAUUCCCUAGACACGUAUCUGAGGGUGGAAUGGGAAGCAUCGAGGUUCUCUUUCGGGUACGACAACUACACCCACUGCUACUACAACAAACGGCAGGCUGACGGGACGGAGAUCGGGCCGGUGCCGUUUGUGUCGGGGCUCAUCAACGGCAAAGGCCGUAGAUUUGAUGACUUCGGAGAGGCUGAGAAUACAGACGUGCCCCUGGAGGUGUUUGAGGUGAGUCAAGGCGACAACUACCGGUUCCGGGUGAUCAGUGCAGCGAUGAUCUACGCGUACCGGGUCUCCAUCGACCAGCACGAGCUCACCAUGAUCGCUACAGACGGCAACAGAAUUUCCAGACAGCCUGCUGAGUCGUUUAUCAUCAACACGGGUGAGAGGUACGACUUCUACAUCACCGCAAACCAGCCGGUCCGCAACUACUGGAUCCGCGCUGAAACACUGGAGACGACCGACAUCUACGGGAAACCAGUGCGUCCCCAUUCGGCGAUGGCCAUCCUGCGCUACGAAGGUGCUGACAAAAACCAAGACCCAACCACUUCCAGGAGGACCUGUACUGACACCAAUACUUGCACUGUGGUGAACUGCCCGUUCCAGAACUACAUAUCCUCGACGUUUACCCAGUGUGUCAACGUGAACCAGCUCAGAUCUAUGCAGCCUAACACAAGUGUGCCAGAGUUCGAGCUGGGAAAGUGGGAGGAACACUUCAUCAACUUUCACUUCGCCGGCAACGAUCUGGAUGGAGCCCAGAGAUCCUCCGUGAACGGGCAUCGGUUCAUUCCUCCCAGCGCUCCUCCAGCGGUUGACCGCAAAGGUCUGGGUAUGACCCCAUGCCUGAAAAGCGAGUGCAGCGAUGAGAAGUUCUGUGAAUGUACUUAUCAUAUCAACAUCACCCAUGGCAACGUCGUACAACUGGUUCUCUACAAUAUGGGGACGGGAGGCGGUAUCAACGGCACUGCCCAUCCCGUGCACAUCCACGGUCACCACUUCUACGUGUUGGACAUGGGCUUCCCGGAGUACAAUAAGACCACGGGCAGGUUUCUCAACCAAAGCACAGACAUCGACUGUGCGGACAAUCAGACUUGCAACGGCAGGAAAUGGACGAACCCCUCCUGGCAGAACGGCGGAAAGCCCGGGUUGAACACCGAGAACCCUCCCCUGAAGGACACCGUGAUCGUGCCGGUGGGAGGGUACGUGGUGCUGCGCUUCCGGGCAGACAAUCCAGGCUGGUGGUUCGUGCACUGUCAUAUCGAGAUCCAUCAGCUGGAGGGGAUGGCCAUGAUGCUCCGGGAGGGGACGGAGGACCAGAUGAACCCCCCACCCCCGGGAUUCCCCACCUGUGGGGGCUUCGACUGGACCGCCGAGGAGUUCGAGAAGGCACAGGCUGGCUUGGACAAUGUGCCUGGCAACUCAGGAUCCAGUAUUUGGACACAAUCGACGUACGUGUGA